Molecule: messenger RNA, 3808 nt
Organism: Salpingoeca rosetta
Lineage: Eukaryota; Choanoflagellata; Craspedida; Salpingoecidae
Product: CAMK protein kinase
Exons: 15
Coding region: 182-3487 (1101 amino acids)
Biological process (GO): protein phosphorylation
Molecular function (GO): protein kinase activity; ATP binding
Source: RefSeq, a predicted model, not a curated record
CACACCCCACGCACACAGCAAACAAAGCCGCCCUCAUUUCUCACUGCCACGUCCACCCUGUCCGUCGUCGCAUCUGCACCUCUCAUUUCGCCGACGUCCUGUCCUGUUGUCCUGAGAGAACACCCACAAGGAAGCGGAGAGACACAGAUCUGCGUGUUUUGGCAAGGCCGAGUUCGGCAUCAUGGCAGACUCCUUUUCGCUGAAGAUCGUGUCAAAGUUUGAGGUUGCCCCACACUCCAUCGGCAAUGGCAGGUUUGGCAUGGUCUUCCCGGCCGCUAUUGCCAACUCAGAGGCCAAGCGUCAUGGCGUGCGAGGCAUAAUCGCCAAGAAGGUUCACAUCAACAACCUGGAAGCGGAGCGCUCUGAAGAGGACCGGCGGCGCGUGGUGCUGCAGGAGAUCGACCUGCACCAGGGUUUGCGUCACCCCAACAUUGCAAAGCUCAUCGACUACCAACUGCUGUACAAGGAUCCACACACGCGCCAAGAGCACCCUGCUGGGCGACACGAGUUCAACGUGGCCUGGCUGUUUGUGGAGCGUCUUGGGUUCUCGCUCGUGGAGGCAAUGGACAGGAACAUCCCAGUCAACAUCGCCGAUGUAAUUGAUGACGUCACCGCCGCGCUCGCUUUCAUCCACAGCAAAGAUGUGCUCCACAGGGACGUGUCGCCUGGCAACAUCAUGGGUGUGUACGACGAUCAGCGCAAGCGCACGGUGUUCAAGAUGAUUGACUUUGGCGUCUCCCGCCACAAGUUGACACACGAGCACCCGAUCACCACCGUUGCCGGUACCCGCGGGCUGCAGGCGCGGGAAUACCUCCUCGUCGAGGCCUUGCCCCGCGAGCUGUCUCUGCUGCAUGAAGGCAACGACCGCGCCCUUGUAUCCACCAAGGUGGACAUGUAUUCGCUCGGCGCCACGCUGUAUUACUUCCUCGUGCGCCACGUGCCGCAGGACACCGCUGCCAGCACCGUUCACACCGAUCUCCGGCAGAGCCACUACCACCGCCACACCACCGACGGCAUUGGUGUUGGCGAUGGCGAUGAUGGGCGUGCUGGUGACAACAACACCAACAGCGACGGAAUGCUUGCGGUCAUAUUGCAGUCGCUGCUGCAGCCGCGACCAGAGAUGCGCCCGUCAGCAGUGGACACGCAGAUCUUGGCUGCUGCGUACCGCGUGCUCCGUGGCGAUCGCAGCGCUGUUCUCCGCCGGUUUGGCCUCGACCCGGACUACUCGUCUGUGAAAGGCAUCAGUCUCGCUGCACUCCGUCGUGAGGUGGCGGCGGCCGUCCGCAACGCCAAGUCCCAGUGGGGAAAGCGCGGCGUCUUUGAUGUCCACGACCUUGUUGCCGGUCUGAAGAAAGUGUUGUCGCUGGACGUUGUUCGUCCCGUGAGUGUGAUGGACUUCAGCACGUUGGACGAGAAGACGGUGCUCCUCUACCCAGAUGACACCUUCCCAGACUACACCGUGGGUCUGUUCCGCCAUCGGCUGCAGGAGCAGUGGAAUGAGGACGAUGACGUGUGCAUCGUCGUUGCUCUUCGUCACCGCGACGAGCUCGACGCGUGCCUGGACCCUGCUGCACUCGACAGCCUCUUCACGGGUGACACGUCUGCACCAAUUCCGCGCUGCUGCUUCGAGACCGGCACGUCGCUGCGCCUGUUUGUGCUGCGCAACCCCCGGUUUGACCUUCACAGCAGCUUCAUGUCUCGUCUCGAUGGGGACAGGCUCAUCACCACCGAAAUCAUUGGAAGCCCACAGGACGAAUACGUUCGCACACUCACAAAGAUCAAGGACAAGGAGGCCGCGUGGGCCGCCAUUCUCGACCGCAUCUCGUCUAUGUGUCGUCAGUGGUCGAAGGUCACGCGCGAACUGCACGAGCGGUUUGAGUUUACAGAGCAGAGAAUUGAGGUGCUCAUUCCAAACGCAAAGCGCACAUUCGAAUCCCUGGCCGAGCUUGACAGCAACCCGGUUCCAUGCGAGCUGUAUGACUUUUGCCGUCGACAGCUCAAACAAUGGCGCAAUGGCGGCGAGAUGAAGCCUCACCACUACCGCCUUCUCAUACAGGGGUGGGAGCGCGAGGCUCAGGGCUUCAACACAAACCUCAGGCGUGAACUGCUGUUCUCGGCCAUUGUGAAGCUGCGUGAGGGGCAACGCUUGAUCGAGAACGAUGCCAUUGUCAACAGGAAUGACAGCGAUGUGAUCGCUGAUGAGCUUCGCACCGCAAUGCUGCAGACCUCCAGCCGUCCCGUCACCACGCAGAUGCAGCUGCCCACGACCGAUUACUCCAUCAUCGACCACUGCGACGUGCCCCUGCACCCCAACCAGGAGGCGUCAUCCACAGAUGCCGUGGUGGCCAGCAUCCGUGACAUGGACCCUGCAUGGCAGUUUGACUCUUCCUCGCCGCGCGCCAAGAGCCAGCACACGCACGCGGACACCACGGAGGCCACUACUACCGCUAUUGUUGAAGACGGCGACACUGCCGACAUGGAUGGUGAUGGUCAUGGUGAUGGUGAGCUUGUGGCGGAUGCUGCUGCCAUUGAUGAUGACGACGAGCAAGGCGAUGCUGCUGCUGCUGCUGAUGAUGAUGAUGUGCGGGCGACUGAGGUGAUGGUUCGCGACAUGGAAUCUGCGGCAUCUGCAGACACGGGCAGUGACGAAGACGAGGAUUUGCACACCGCCACCACUGUUGACGAGGAGCAAGAGCAAAAGGAGCACGCAGGGGAGGACGAGCAAGGCAAAGAAGGUGAAUACGAUGAUGACGAUGAUGACGAUGAUGGUGGUGAGGAGGAGGGACAGGCAGACAAGACACCGACAGCAUCGACAUCAGCGCCGCCAGAUGACGACGACUUUGUGAUUGUGUCCAGCGAGAACAAAGGAGAAGGUGAAGCGAGGGAAGAAGAGGGGAACGAAGAAGAGGAGGAAGAGAAGAAAGAGGGUCACGGUGGCGACGGCGACAGCCGCUUGGAUGUGGUGACGCGUUGGCAGAAUGCAACGCGCCUGAACAACGUGCUGCUGUUCCAGAAGCAGCAGCUGCAGGCCGAGCAGGAAGGGCUGAAGCAGAGCAUGGUGCGGGUGCGGCUCGAAGCAAAGGAGAAGGAGAGGCAGGCUGCUCGCACGCAGCAGCGGCUGGCAGCGGCAGAGCAGGCGACGAAAGACGCGCAGAAGCAGCUUGAGGAGAUGAAGGCUCAGGUGGAGGCGCUCACGUGCAUGACCGCAACUGGCGGGGAUGGCACGACCGGCACCUCGCCAUCUAUGGCAGACGUGCACCGCCAGCUGCUUGAGCUUGUGAGGGCGAAGCGAGCCAUGGAGGCCGAGAGCAAGACGCAGCGCGAGCAGUAUGAGAAGGAGGUGAUUGCGCUGAGGAAGCAGCUGGCAGGGCUCAAGCUGAUGCAGGCCACCACCAUUCACACGCUAAAUGGCGCCGCCAACGGGACCAGUGCUUCUGCUGCUGGCAAUGACGACGAUGACGAGAAGACCGUGUCCGUGCCGCUCUAAUCAAAGCGUGUGUGAGUUGUGAGAGUGUGUGCGUGUGUGUGUGUGUUUGUAUGCCGGUUUUGUUGCUGUUGCUGUUGUUGUGGUUGACGUUACAACAUUGCGUUUUUGUUACGUCCCGUUGGUUGCACAUUCAUGCGCAUGCUUCUUUUGAAGCGCGUGAUCUGGCAUUUGUUUUGUUCAAGUUGCGUUCUUUCGUUCUUCCUGCUGUUCCUUGCUUACCGCAUUAAUUUCAGUGCGUGGACCUUUGAGCCGUACUGCCCACAUCUUGUCGGCGUUGUGCGUUAUGUCUCGUUUCACAAGCAAAUACACGCCAAAAGCCAU